This is a messenger RNA of Dioszegia hungarica, 1749 nucleotides long. Its product is annotated as actin-domain-containing protein. Bases 1 to 1749 code for a protein of 582 amino acids. Gene Ontology annotation, biological process: microtubule-based movement. Lineage: Eukaryota; Fungi; Basidiomycota; Tremellomycetes; Tremellales; Bulleribasidiaceae. The record is from RefSeq and is a predicted model, not a curated record. The transcript is spliced from 9 exons.
AUGGCGGCCUCCUCCUCUACAGCGGGCGCAGGGGAAGUCCAAGCGACGUAUCUGACACCCACCAAGAAAGCCGCUUUUGCCAAUGCAGAAGCGGGUCCAAGUCGAGCUCGGCCCGCGGGGGCCUCGCCCGCCUAUAGCUCCCGAAGACACUCACUGCCAGGGAGCAGGUGCUGGAAAGUCGGUCUCUCUGGCGAGGUAGAUCCGAGGGCGGUCUUUGACGCGGGUGGGGAUGGCUAUGGGGAUCGGGAGGGUAUGGAGAUAUGGGAUCUGGGGCUGGAUCAAGUCGAAGCAGCUCGAGGGAGUAAGGCGGAGGCGAGGCGCCUAAUUCGGGUCAGGGUAUUGAAGCAGAUCAGAGCAAUUUAUACCAAACAUAUCAUGACGGACCCAAAAGCUCGCAAGGUCAUUGUCGUAGAGAAUACCUACCUGCCUUCCUACGUCAAGGAUGAGAUUGCUAAAUCUCUCUUCGACAACCUGAAGGUACCCUCCGUCUCCUUCACUCCAGCCAGUGUCCUUGCUCUAGCUGCAUGUGGGAGGAUCACUGGUCUGGUUAUGGACAUCGGCUGGCUCGAGACAACGAUCACCCCCGUUCACCACUCUAGACCUCUCUUCCAUCUCGCUCGCUGUUCCCCUCUCGCUGGACGACGGCUCCAUCGCCGAUUCAAAGCCCUGUUCCGGCAUCACGCUCGUUACUAUCCCCCACCCACGUCCUUCUCCUAUCUCACCCGGCAGGCUAUCCAGCCCGUUCCGGCUGAGAUCAUCACGAACGAUCUCGUCCAGCGAAUCAUGCAACAGGCCUGCUUCGUCUCUACCCCAUCUGGUCCCGCGGCCGAGGUUGAGCGUACGGAGGAUCAGCCCAUGCCGGCGGAUCUGGACGAGCUGGACGAUGCCGACCUGAUGGACCGCCUACGAGGUCGGUACGCCCCCGGAGCGGACGCGACAGACGUCCGGAUCAGUACAACCCCUCUCCCGCACGAGACGCAGGGUAUGGGUCCGGCAACGCUAGUCGUUCCUGGCUGGAUCAGGGAGCGGGCGGCCGAGGUCCUGUUCGACGACGAAGAAGGGGAGGCGGUGAGCAUACCGGAGCUGGUCCUACAGUGUAUAUCAAAGCUCCCAGUUGAUCUUCGACCCAUCAUGAUCUCCACCAUUCUCGUUGUGGGCGGUACAGCCUCCCUACCCGGCUUCAUCCCCCGCCUGCAUACCUCCCUUCUCCGCUCCCUUCGCCCUCCCUCUUCCUCUCUACAUGACAACGAGAACCCGGCGCCGCUACAUACGCCUCAACACCGAACGGCGGAAACCCAGGCUUGGCGGAAACGACAUCUCGAGCCAUACAAAGAGCUCUAUCCCCUCAGUCCCAAACUGGCUAUCCUAAACGACCCAUCCCCGCUCGAUGGUGAGGGCGGGAGCAAGGGCGGGAGCGCGCCGAGGUGGAGACCGGGGCUGAUGAGCUGGGUAGGCGGGAGUCUUGCUGGAGCAUUAAAGACUGGGGGCCCAGAGAUGUUGCGAGAAGAAUACGACGCCCUCGUUCUGGCGCAUGCGGAGAAGGGAGAAGCGUACCGAUAUCGGCUCGCCGGGGAGGAUGCCUUCUUUGCUGAGAUGUCGAAGCAAAGUCCGGGUGAUAUGGAGGGGACAGUGGGGGGGUCGAUCGAGGAUCUGUUGCCGGGGAUGGCGCUGAGUCGGGCGGGACAGGGGAAGAGGGGCUGGGAGGCGGAUGUGAGGGUGGGGGACUGGUCAAGGGUAGUCCAGGCAUAG